Phyllostomus discolor (pale spear-nosed bat) is the source of this 4817-nucleotide messenger RNA. RefSeq names its product zinc finger protein 420-like. The record is from RefSeq and is a predicted model, not a curated record. The transcript is spliced from 5 exons. NCBI's taxonomy places the organism in Eukaryota, Metazoa, Chordata, Mammalia, Chiroptera, Phyllostomidae. Gene Ontology annotation, biological process: regulation of transcription by RNA polymerase II. Gene Ontology annotation, molecular function: DNA-binding transcription factor activity, RNA polymerase II-specific; RNA polymerase II transcription regulatory region sequence-specific DNA binding. The coding region runs from base 271 to 4239 and encodes 1322 amino acids. Gene Ontology annotation, cellular component: nucleus.
CCUGUGUGAGGACCAUCCAGUGUACUUAGGCACCGAGGACACUGAGUGGCCAGGCCCUUCAGAGCUCCACACCUUGUGGACACCACAUCAGGUGCAUCUGUGUGCCUUCCUGAUCCUCUUGGCCCUUCUGGCCUAGUCUCCUGACCUGCAGUGAGUGGUGUGCACUUCCUCUUACAGGAGUUGGUGACGUUCAGAGAUGUGAUUGUGGACUUUGGCCAGGAGGAGUGGCAGCAGCUGAAGCCUGCACAGAAGGACCUGUACAGGGAUGUGAUGAUGGAGAACUACUGGAACCUGGUCUCGCUGGAAUUGGAGGCUACACCUGACAUCAAAGAAUUCAACCCACAGGAUGAUGUUUUGGAAGACAGACCAUCUGUUGUGGUGGUGGCAGAAGAAUCACUGAAGAAUGGUUCCACCUGUGAAGGGGCUGGGACACAGCGUGACCAGGUGGGGUGUCCACAGGGGAGCCCAGAGACCUGUCUGGGGCAGUUGGACAUGUCCCAAGCAUUAGCCCCUGAAUGUUGUGAAUUUAAGACAUUUGUCCAACAAAGCUCCAAGCUGGCCCCACUGAGAUCGGAAGAGCUGAAAGGAGUGGGAAUGCACACGUUCACCACGUGCAGGAAGGACUCAGGGACUUCAAGCCUCCAUGCUCCUUCCAAACUCUGUGCAGAGAAAAAGCCCUACAAGUGUGGGGACUGUGGCAAGGCUUUCAGAUAUAACUCGUGCUUGAUGAAGCACCAACCAAUCCACACUGGGGAGAAGCCCUUCUCUUGCACCACUUGUGGGAAGAAGUUCACCCGGCAGUUUUACCUCACCAUCCACCAGCGGGUACACACAGGGGAAAAGCCCUAUGUGUGUGUGGAGUGCAGCAAGGCUUUCAGCUAUAACUCAUCCCUGAAGAAUCACCAGCGAAUCCACACUGGAGAGAAGCCCUUCUCAUGUGCCACGUGUGGGAGGAAAUUCACCCAGCAGUCGUGCCUCACCAUCCACCAGCGCAUGCACACAGGGGAGAAGCCGUACACAUGCAGGGACUGCGGCAAGGCCUUCUGCCGGAAGAAGCACCUCAUCGUGCACCAGAGGACACACACCGGGGAGAAGCCAUAUGUGUGUGGGGACUGCGGAAAGGCCUUCAGCCAGAAAAUGCACCUUGUCCUGCACCAGAGGACACACACUGGGGAGAAGCCACAUGUGUGCACUGUGUGUGGGCGUGCCUUUAGCCAGGAUGUGCACCUUAGGAACCACAAACGGACACACACUGGGGAAAAGCCGUUCACAUGUAGCGACUGUGGCAAGGCCUUCAGUCAGAGUGUGACCCUCAUCAUUCACCAGAGGACGCACACCGGGGAGAAGCCCUACAAGUGCACCAUGUGUGGGUGCACCUUCAGCCAGAGUGUGCACCUGAUGGAGCACCAGCAGACGCACACUGGGGAGAAGCCAUUUGAGUGUGGAGACUGCGGCAAGUCCUUUAACAAGAGCUCUUCACUCAUGCUGCACCACGGGUCCCGUAAGGGUGAGGGGCCGUACGUGUGCAGCCAGUGCAGCAAGGUCUUCAGUUGGAAGGCCUGCCUCAUCGAACACCAGCACAUCCACAUGGGGGCAAAGCCCUUUGAGUGUAGUGUAUGUGGCAAGACUUUCAACAAGAACUUCUUCUUCACACAGCAUCUGCGCGUACACACGGGAGAGAAGCCAUAUGAAUGCGCCAUCUGCCAAAAGCGUUUCGUGGCGCGCUCGUCCCUGCAGGCACACCAGACAAGCCACACUGGUGAAAAGCCCUACAAGUGCGGCCAGUGCAGCAAGGCCUUCAGCCACAAAUCCUCCCUCAAGGAGCACUGGCGUGUGCACACUGGGGAGAGGCCCUAUGAGUGCUCCAUCUGCCAAAACCACUUCGCUGCACGUGCAUCUCUGGUGGCACACCAGGCCAGCCACGCCAGGGAGAAGCCCUACAAGUGCAGCCAGUGCGGCAAGGCCUUUAGCAAGAACUCCUCACUCAGGGAGCACCAGCACGUGCACACCGGGGAGAAGCCCUACAAGUGCUCCCUCUGCCCGAUGCACUUCUCUGGGCGCUCUUCCUUGGUGGCACACCAGGCCAGCCACACUGGAAAGAAGCCCUACAAGUGCGGCCAGUGUGGCAAGGCCUUCACCCAGGGCGCCUACCUCAUUGAGCACCAGCGCAUCCACACUGGUGAGAAGCCCUACAGGUGUGGUGAGUGUGGCAAGGCCUUCAUCAGGAACUUUUCACUCACCCUCCACCGGAGGACCCACACGGGAGAGAAGCCCUAUGAGUGCGGCAAGUGUGGAAAAACCUUCAGUGGAAACAUUAACCUCACCCGACACCAGAGGAGGAUGCACUGGCCUGCUUGUUUCCUUGUCCCCAUGGUCAGCAAAAGGAUGGCCACCCAGCCGCUAACCAAGAAGGCCCUGGGGUCGGUGGCAUUCAGGGAUGUGAUUGUGGACUUCACCCAGGAGGAGUGGCAGCAGCUGGAGCCUGUGCAGAAGGACCUGUACAGGGACGUGAUGAUGGAGAACUACUGGAACCUGGUCUCGCUUGACUUAGAGACUAGACCUGACAUGAAAGAAUCAGACCCACAGGAGGAAGAUUGGGAAGAUAGACCAUCUGUUGCCAUGGUGGUGGAAGGACCCUCAAGGAAUGGUACCCAGGAUUAUGACCAAGUUGGGCGUCAACAGGAGGCCCCAGGGACGUGUUUGGGGCAGUUGGACACAUCUGAAGCAUUAGCCCCUGAAAGUCAUGAAUUUAAGUCUUUUGUCCACCAAAGCUCUAUGCCAGCCCCACAGAGGUUGGGAGGACCAAGACAAUCACAGAUGCACCCGUUCACCAGGAGUGGGAAGAACUCUGGUACUUCCAGCCUCAGUCCCUCCUCUAAACUCUGCGCAGAGAAGAAGCCCUACAAGUGUGGGGACUGUGGCAAGUCUUACGGCUAUAACUCAUCCCUGAUGAAGCACCAACGAAUCCACACUGGGCAGAAGCCCUUCUCAUGCACAACUUGUGGGAAGCAGUUUAUCCAGCAGUCAUGCCUCACUAUCCACCAGCGUGUCCACACAGGAGAGAAGCCAUAUGUGUGUGGGGACUGCGGCAAGGCCUUCAGCCGGAAGAGGAACCUCAUCUUGCACCAGAGGACACACACUGGGGAGAAGCCGUAUGCAUGCAGGGACUGUGGAAAGGCCUUCAGCCAGAACACGUACCUCAUCUUGCACCAAAGGACGCACACUGGGGAGAAGCCAUAUGUGUGUGGGGACUGCGGGAAGGCCUUCAGCCAGAAAAUGCACCUUGUCCUGCACCAGAGGACACAUACCGGGGAAAAGCCCUUCUCGUGCACUACGUGUGGGAAGCAGUUCACCUGGCAAUCAAGCCUCACCAUCCACCAGCGCUUGCACAUUGGGGAGAAGCCAUAUGCUUGCGGGGACUGUGGCAAGGCUUAUGGCUGUAACUCAUCCCUGAAGAGGCACCAACAAAUCCACUCUGGCGAGAAGCCCUUCUCCUGCACCACAUGUGGAAAGCAGUUCACCCAGCAAUCGUGCCUCACCAUCCAUCAGCGUAUCCACACAGGGGAGAAGCCCUACAAGUGUAGCCAGUGUGGCAAGACCUUUAUCAAGAACUCCUCACUCACAGAGCACUGGCGUGUGCACACCGGUGAAAAACCAUAUGCAUGCAGGGACUGCGGGAAGGCUUUCAGCCAGAAACAGUACCUCAUCGUGCACCAGAGGACACACACUGGCGAGAAGCCAUACAUGUGUGGGGAGUGUGGCACGGCCUUUAGCAAGAACUCCUCACUAAUGGAGCACCUGCGUGUGCACACUGGGGAGAAGCCAUACGUGUGUUCGGACUGUGGCAAGGCCUUCAGUCAGAACAAGCACCUCAUCCUGCACCAGAGGACACACACCGGGGAGAAGCCCUAUGAGUGCUCCAUCUGCAAAAUGCACUUCGCAAGGCCCUCGUCCCUGGCUACUCACCAGGCCAGCCACACUGGCAAAAAGCCCUACAAGUGCAGCCAAUGUGGCAAGGUCUUCAGCCAGGGUGCCUACCUCAUCCUGCACCAGCGUAUCCACACUGGUGAGAAGCCCUUCAGGUGCAGCCAGUGUGGCAAGGCCUUCGUCAGGAACUACUCACUUACCCUACACCGGAGGAUCCACACGGGAGAGAAGCCCUACCAGUGUGGCAACUGCGGGAUAACCUUCAGCCGGAACUUCAACCUCACACAACACCAGAGGAGGAUGCACACGUAGCUGGGGGGAAAGGGGCAGGUAUGCUAUUUCAGAAUCCACACCCAAUAGAUGGAUUCUGAGUGUUUGCAGUAAUGCUAAACUUGACAUUGGAGCCCCUGGGUAGGACUCAAUAGAGGUCCUACCCAUAUGGAUCUUGGCAAUAUGGGAAAAGGCCACGGCAUGUACACCAGCUGCUUCCAGUGCAUCCACAAGGCCAUAUGGAAAGGAAGUCCCCCUAUAGAUCUAAUAUCUGGGCAUGUGGCCAGGGCACUGUGACUCAUCAUCUAGCUGCAGUAAACUGCUGUAAGAGCUUAGACAAUGCAUUUAGUGUCUCUGGGUCUCCAUCUCCUGGAUAGUAAAAUGGAGGAAUGGGAGGAGAAAGGAAGUCAGGAGGUAGGCUCCACGGAGACAUUCUCCCCUUGUCACACAUGCCUGGAUUUAGUUCAGAGGUCAGGUUAUCGCUAUCUGUGGGUGUCCUCAUUUCCCCUACACCCAGCCUCUGGUUUCCCUGCAACAGUAGAAGUUGCCAAGUGGUUCAUGAGAGCAGAAAAUUAUUUUUUCACCAUUAGGGAAUAAAAGUCAUCACUUCAGAUGCCAAA